UCAAAUGGUUUUAUCUUGCAAAACAUUUCAUAUGACAUAUAAGAUAGUUACUUUGCCUUCUUAUAACCUUUAAAUAAAAUUGAUUUUUAUCUUUGAUAGUGGUACGGUUAGGCGCUGCUUUUUAUUGGACUAUGGACCGGAGCUAGAUGGGCAUUAUUUCUUCAUCUCUUUAAUAUAGCCUACCGGCAGUAAGAGAUACUAAACAAUAUUAAUUAAAUUAAACUUUAAGAGAUUUUAAGCUGCUUUGUUUACAAAACUCAUUCAGUAAAAUGGCAACCUUUUUACAAUCCACCAUUGACAAGGGAUCUGACAUUCUCCAAGAUUUCUUAUGUUCGACAUGUGAAGACAAGAAACUGGAUAAAAUGGCUGAUUUCUACUGUGAAACUUGUGUUAAAUUUUAUUGCGGAAAAUGUAUUGGCAUGCACAGCCAGUUGUUUAUAAAACAUACCCCCUAUGGAAGGGGAGAUUUGAAGAAAUGGCCAGUGGCAAAGCAGGUGGAAGAUUUUCUAUUGAAAUGUGAUGUCCAUAAAGAUAAAAACCUUGAAUUGUUUUGUGAUAAUCACAUUGAGCUGUGCUGCACAAACUGUGCAAUUCUUAAUCACAGACACUGCCAAAAGAUAACUCUUAUAUCUGACAUUGUAAAAAGCCAGUCUACAGAUCUUCAACAACUUUCCGUUUCUAUCCAAACUAUUCUAAAAGAGUUGAAGAAACUUCAAGACAACCAAGAGGCUAGCAUUCAGUAUGUGCAAAGUUCAUAUGAUGAACAGUUACACAAGAUACAGAACACUCGCAGAGAAAUAAAUGCAGCCCUAUACACUAUUGAACAGAAGACACGAAAGGAAAUGUUAGAUACUCUAACCAAACUGCAGGCCUCUACCAAAAGUGAAGCUGAUAAAUGCAUCAGGCUUAGGGAUGAAUUGAAACAACUUCGAGACGCCACACAGGACAUAAGUGAUAAAAGCAAGCAGGAGUUAUCCUUUAUUGCCACCAGAAAAUGCGAGGAAAUAAUAAAACAAUCUAAAACUUUUUUGAAGAGCACUCUUCAGGAUAAAUUUUAUAUAUCAUUCCAGCCUAACAGUGAAAUUGUACAGUACUUGACAACACUGUCCGGUCUUGGGAAGAUUGAACGAAUGAUGGUACAAGAUAAUCCAAACAAGGUUAUCACUGUGCAGGGCAAGUCUGAACACAAUGUGAAAAUAUCAAGUGAUUCAGAGGAAUGUAAUAUCUCAGCCAUUCUUGUUCUCCCAGCCAAACAGAUCCUGGUUGCAGACCACAGUAAUCAGAAAGUCAAGCUUCUUGACCAGCAGUACCAGGUGGUGAGUCACUGUAGUGUGACUAGCUAUCCACUGACCCUGUGUGAAAUCACACCCAGUGAAGUGGCUGUUACUGUGAAUGACCCUGCUAACAUACGGGUACACGAGGUCCAGUUCAUCACAGUCAACAACAGACAGCUGGUAAUAGGAAGAAAGCUUCAGUUACAACAUGUAUGUGGUGGUAUUGCCUGCCACCAGGGAGACCUGUAUAUUACUGCUUGUACUGCACUGUACAAGUAUACACUGAAUGGGAAACUUGUCAGCAAGAUGUAUAAGGAUACAUCAGACAAGUAUACAGUAUACAGGUGUGCUGUGAGCCCCACAGGGGACAAGUUGUACAUCAUUAAUCUCUCCCAAAACAAGCUCCUCACUCUGGCCAGGGAUGGUUCAGUCCUGGCCACAUUCACUGACCAUGCACUACAAGACCCAAAUGGUCUUCAUGUGACACCUGCAGGCCAAGUGCUGGUCAGUGUAUGGGGGUCCAACACUAUCCUACAAGUAGAUAGUGAGGGCAAGAGAAAGCUGGCUACUCUUGCCACAAAGGAGGAUGGAGUGGUGGAACCAGAGACAGUCUGCUACAACAGACACACUGCUUCCAUCAUUGUGGGAUUACUGGACCAGAGCAGUAUCCUGGUGUUCAAAGUGGGAUAGUGUAAUUUAACAUGUAUCUUGAUUGAUGAUUCAGAGGAUUUAAAUUGCCAUGUGAUUGUGUUGUUGUGUGUAAGAAAAUUUUGUUAGGAUAAUAAAGAAUUUUUAGUGUU
Messenger RNA from Dreissena polymorpha, 2074 nucleotides. RefSeq lists its product as uncharacterized. The record is from RefSeq and is a predicted model, not a curated record. Gene Ontology annotation, cellular component: nucleoplasm; chromatin. The transcript is spliced from 3 exons. Gene Ontology annotation, biological process: positive regulation of DNA-templated transcription. Gene Ontology annotation, molecular function: zinc ion binding; ubiquitin-protein transferase activity. The coding region runs from base 270 to 1964 and encodes 564 amino acids. Lineage: Eukaryota; Metazoa; Mollusca; Bivalvia; Myida; Dreissenidae.